GACCGCGCCGCGGCGCUGCUGGUGGACGGCGCGCUCGGCCGGAUGCGCUCGGCGGGCGCGGAGCCGAUGGCGCGCUUCGACCAGCCGGCGCCUGCUCCGCCAGGAGGGGUGCUGGCCUUCGGGGACUUCGGCGACGGCGGCAGCAGCGUGGCGCUGGCCAGGCUGCUGGGCGAGGAUGCGCGGUACAUCCUUGAUUGCCUCGGGGAGGAUGCGGGUAUGAGCAUGGUCCACCAGGCCUUUUGGCAGGCCGAGUUGUAUCUGCAGAGCCUUGGCACUGGAGGUCCGGAAGACCUCCUCGGGCAAGUGGAGCCAGGGGAGGUGGCACCGGAUGCGGUGCAGGAGACUAUGCAGGAGAUGGAGGCGAGAGCGGAACAGCACGCGCCCGAAAUGAGCAGUGAGCUGGAGGACAGCGUCCUCGUCGCCAGGCAGAACUUCAUCUCGACCGUCCGCUUCGGCUACUUCGUGCGCCGGAGCCGGCAGCGGCUCGCGCUCGAGCGGCAGUUGCGGGGCGCAGCGGCCGGAAGAUCGUUGGACGAAUAUUUGGCAGGUGUUGACCCUCGGGACGUGGUGGAGAUGGCGCGGGUCUCGACCCACGAGGCGGCGUUGGCAGUCGAGCACCAUGCGACGUGCAUGUUCGGAGACUUCAAGGACCUGUUCAACCCCAGCAACAUGACGAAGCUGGACAUGACGGUCGGAGACGCCCAGCGCCUCACCAUGCAGGCUGCCGCGUUCGGCGCCGCCCUGUUCGAAGCGGAGGAGUCGGCUGGCAGACGGUACAGCAUGCACUUCACGAGCUUUGGGAGCAGGAACGAGCGGUCCUGA
This is a messenger RNA of Prorocentrum cordatum, 822 nucleotides long. NCBI's taxonomy places the organism in Eukaryota, Dinophyceae, Prorocentrales, Prorocentraceae. The record is from the annotation of a GenBank genome assembly.